Molecule: messenger RNA, 6402 nt
Organism: Oryctolagus cuniculus (rabbit)
Lineage: Eukaryota; Metazoa; Chordata; Mammalia; Lagomorpha; Leporidae
Gene: KCNJ16
Product: potassium inwardly rectifying channel subfamily J member 16
Biological process (GO): potassium ion import across plasma membrane; regulation of monoatomic ion transmembrane transport
Cellular component (GO): plasma membrane
Molecular function (GO): inward rectifier potassium channel activity
Source: RefSeq, a predicted model, not a curated record
AAACCAGUGUCAAUGGUUAACUCAGGCUCUUGGUCUCCUGGGUUUUUUUUUCCUUUAUCAUUAACUAAAGAACAUUCUUACCAUUGCUCAGCUGAGAGCACCCAGCUGACAGAUCCUCUGUGGGGAGAGUGAAUCAAGAGAUAGCUUCAUGAUAACAGCUGAUCUCAACAAUUCACUGAAGGAUUUGUCUCUACAUCCCAUGUGUUCUAUCUCCUAAGUCAUCAAAAGGAAACAUUUUGGAAUCUUUCAUGAACAAUACAAGAGUUUUAACUGAAAAUUUUAAUACCGACUCACCCAUAACUCCUAAUACAAAGCUUACCUGGGUGCCUUAAGAAUGAGCUAUUACGGCAGCAGCUACCAGGUAGUAAACGUGGACACAAAAUACCCAGGCUACCCCCCAGAGCACAUCAUAGCUGAGAAGCGAAGAGCCAGGAGACGUCUGCUCCACAAAGACGGCAGCUGCAACGUGUACUUCAAGCACAUUUUUGGAGAAUGGGGGAGCUACGUGGUCGACAUUUUCACCACGCUUGUGGACACCAAGUGGCGCCAUAUGUUUGUGAUCUUUUCUUUAUCUUAUAUUCUCUCCUGGUUGAUAUUUGGCUCCAUCUUUUGGCUGAUAGCCUUUCAUCACGGAGAUCUGUUAAAUGACCCAGACAUCACCCCUUGUGUGGACAACGUCCAUUCUUUCACAGCAGCAUUUUUAUUCUCCCUCGAGACCCAGACCACCAUAGGGUAUGGAUACCGUUGUGUCACUGAAGAAUGCUCCGUGGCCGUGCUCAUGGUGAUCCUUCAGUCCAUCUUAAGUUGCAUCAUUAAUACCUUCAUCAUUGGAGCUGCCUUGGCCAAAAUGGCAACUGCUCGGAAGAGAGCCCAAACCAUUCGUUUCAGUUAUUUUGCACUCAUAGGCAUGCGAGAUGGGAAGUUGUGCCUCAUGUGGCGCAUAGGUGAUUUCCGACCAAACCAUGUGGUAGAAGGAACAGUGAGAGCCCAGCUUCUCCGGUACACAGAAGAUAGUGAAGGACGGAUGACAAUGGCAUUUAAAGAUCUCAAAUUAGUCAACGACCAGAUUAUCCUGGUCACCCCAGUAACUAUCGUUCAUGAAAUUGACCAUGAGAGUCCUCUGUAUGCCCUUGACCGUAAAGCAGUGGCCAAAGAUAACUUCGAAAUUUUGGUGACAUUUAUCUAUACUGGUGAUUCCACUGGUACAUCCCACCAAUCUAGAAGUUCCUAUGUUCCCCGAGAAAUUCUCUGGGGUCACAGGUUUAAUGAUGUCUUAGAAGUUAAGAGGAAGUACUACAAAGUGAACUGCUUACAGUUUGAGGGCAGUGUUGAAGUGUAUGCUCCUUUUUGCAGUGCCAAACAAUUGGACUGGAAAGACCAGCAGCUCAACAACAUGGAAAAAGCCCUUCCAGUCCGAGGAUCCUGUACAUCAGACACCAAGGUCAGGCGAAGGUCAUUUAGUGCAGUUGCCAUUGUCAGCAGCUGUGAAAACCCCGAAGAGACGACCACCUCCUCCACUGAUGAGUGUAAGGAACCACCUUAUCAGAAGGCUGUGCUGACUUUAAAUAGAAUCUCUGUAGAAUCACAAAUGUAGCUUACCUUGUCAUUUUGGGGGCUCCCACUCCAAUCAUUUGACCUUCCUGCCAAUCACUGUAAGGCAAGUAUGUGUACACAGAGCUUUUUAGAAAUGUGAUAGCCAUGUCUUAUGGGGAUGAUGGGUAUAUAGAGUAGGUGAAACUUCACAAAAUAGAAAAUCUAAAAAUUCCAUGACUUUCAAUGACUAAAAUUUGCUUUUGCUAUCAAAUUUUUUAUAUUAGGAAUACUAUGAAGAAGCUUAAUUGAUGAAAUUUCAGCUCCUUUUAUUAGAUCUUUUAUUAUGUAUCUUAAAUUAGAGAUGCAACAUUGAAUUAUGAAACAUAAAGCCAACAUAAAUAAUAAAUUUUUAAAUGUAUCAAAAUUAAUAAUAUGAGUGAUUUCCCAUAAAAAGCUCCAUAUCAUCUAACCAAGGUAUGCAAUGCAAGCUAUACAUUUAGCAGAGAGUAUUGUUGAGAUAUGUAGCUCUGAAAUCUACUGACCAGUUCAAAUCACUGUGUUUUUCUCUCAUAGUGUUUUGCUAUCAGCAGGCAGAGGUAGUAGCCCUGGGAAACUGACAAUGCCACCAAAUUAGUUUCCACAGCCUCUUGUCCAGUCAAUGCAUUUUCAAUGAGUUCUAGAAGCUGUUUUUUUUUUUUUUUUCUUUAAUCCACGCGGGAGAAGAAAAGUUGGCAUCACUAUUUGGAGCAGUGUUUCUCUCUUAAAUGUCCUUGUUGACUCCAAAAAUCAGGGACAGAAACAAGUCAACCUUUCUCAGUUCUCUGAUAAGGGCAGGUCCUAGCUCACCUCUCACUUUUUUAAGGGACAGGAUGACAGAGGUAAGGUAGCUAUUGCAGAGUUGCAAUAAACAGUCCCAAAUCCUUUGGGAGAAAAUGUUACCCUCCUGUGUCCUGAAACACUAAACUUUUGGCUGCUAGGUAAGGGAUACAACCUUUCUUUGGAUGGGGGAGGGGAGAGCAAGGGAGGUAUUUAUUUGUAUUCAGAAACAAUCACUUUCCAUCUUUAUCACCUUAAAGUAGGUAAAUGACUUGAGUUUAGGGUUUUGAGAAACUCUCUGAACUUGCAACAAUAAUUUAAGUGGGCAAUUUUGUGAAAUACAAUAAAAUCAGUGUUUUAAUGCACAUUAAUUGGAUAAUCUGAGUCCUAUGGAAUUGUUUAAAUUAUAGGACUUGAGAUAAAUAUGUAUACUGUAUUGCCAUGUUAAACGAGAUGUUAAUCCUAAUUACUUUAAGUAAAAAGCCAAUCACCAAGUCACUUUAAGCUUUGUAAAUUAAGGAGUUAUUAGGCACAUUCAGAUUCAUUUGUGCACUUUUAAAAUUGUUACUGAGUUGGCAGUAAUUGCUUUUAUUUGUUUAUUUUAUUUAAAUACACACAUUGUCUUUUGUAUUUUCUGGAAAGUUUUCUUUUUUCCUCUCUCUCUCCCUUUCAGUGUGUGUGUGCAUGUGUGUCUGUAUGUGUGUUUGUUAAUUUAAAUGAACCACACAUGUAAACCAAACUGAAUAAUAUAGUCCAAGAUUGCCAAUAAAAGCAAAAUAUAUAGAUAUGAAAAAUACUUUUGUUUUCUUUCUUCUUAUUUCUUUUUCCUCCCUCUCCCUCACUCCUUGCCUUUCUUCCUUCUUGUUUCCCUCGUUCUUUUGCCUAGGAGCAAUAAAGUUACAUUUCAAUAUACAUGUAUAUGUUCAAAUCUUUUAUUUCUAUUGCUUCAUGAAUAAAAGGUUUAGGUUGUAAGUUGCUAGGCAGUCCUCAAGGUUAUUAUCACAAAUCUAAAUAAUGCACUUCUCUAUCUUAGUUCGGGAAUGCCAACUCCAUUUUUAAAAAUUUUACACACAGUGUCAAUUUGGAUUUUCUAUCAGCAAUUACUUAGCUAGAGUACUACAGUCUCCUCAGUAGGAAAACAAUCACCAUGACAGUAAGCAAAACUGCUUUUUUCCCCUUUGUUAGCUUGUUCACUCACAUCUAGUUAUAUUUUGGUUUGCUUUGCUUCUUGUACUUUGCCUGUCCAUGAUGCUUGCCUUGCUGGUAUUAUAAUGGGAGCACUAAUAGUCAAUUAAAUAUGUCCUGUUGUGCUAAGUGUCCCCACAAUCCAAUCUUCAAAGCCCAAGUAGAAUGUUAAAUCAGCAUUCACAUGUAAUACUCAUCUUUAAUUUCCAAGUAGAUUUAUAUCAUACUUUAAAACAUACCUUCAAAUGAGCAACUUAAUAAAGGUCUUAAAACACUGCAGAAAAUGUGUGCAUAUAUCCUAUCCUCCAUUGUACAAAUGCUUUCAGCUGAGCUGGUCAGCACUGGGUGCAGUGCACCAAAAAAGAGAAUGCUACUUCGUAUAAUCAGAGCAUAGGCAUCAUCAUAAACCAUUUUUAUGGGCUUUUAACAGCUUUUAGAACGGCUAUAUGUGAAAUAACAAUUAGUUGCUUAUGUAAGCAUUACCAAAAAAAGCCCUGUGCAAAAUGGUAUUUCCAGUUUCAGACACUCUAUCAAUGAUAAGUAGACUGAAUAUUUUUUCUUAUACCAUUUACUUUGUCCCUAAAAAAUGAAAUUAUGUAGUGGAGUUAAUUAGAUGGAAAACAAAGUGUGGCAUCAAGGCAUUGAUCUGCUGUGUGUUGUGGCCUGUGAGUGGGGACCUUGAGGAGUGAGUAAGGAAGGGGAGAGAAGGAAAUAGGAUUUUUUUAUGUCACCAGCUCUUUAAGGGUUACUAAGUUUUAUAGAUGUAUUGAGUUCCCACAACAAGACAUUCCAUCAAACUUCCAAUUAAUUUGCUUUUUCCAAAAAUAAAUUCCUAACUGGACAACAAUGUGCUUAGAUUGACAAAAUCACGAUCAUGCUUUCUAAUCCCCUUGCAACUGGGGGGCUGAAGUGGUACAAUCCUAGACCAUGAGACGUCAGCAGAAAGUCCCGGGUGUGGUCUUUAUGAAAGCUCUUGUAUAGGCGCUGGCAGUGGGCACUGCCCUUUCACUCUCCCCAGAGUCUGGGCCUCAGACUUGACAGCUGACACCCCUGUGGCCAUUUUGUGAGAAUGUAAAUUGAAGACAUCUCCUACGAGGGAAAAGGGAAAGACGGAGCAGAGAGCAGUCGGGGAUGGCUUGCCUCCAGACUUCUUGUGCACACAUAAACACGAUCUCUAACUGACACAGUGAGCACAGUGUCCAAGGGGAACUAUCCAGGAUAUAAGGCCGCUGAGAGCAAAAUGAGGUGCAACUUAAGUGCAACUUGUACAUGACGUUUAAUGGAGCUGGUCACUGGAGAAACCACAUAUUUUCUGGGAAGCUGAGGAAAUGCCAUUAUUAUUGUAAAAUAAACACAAAUUAAUUGCUUUUGGCCUGGAAAUCCUGUUAAGACAGGGAUGACUGAGUGGCCUGGACAGAAAUCCGCUGUCAGACUGCUCUUCAUCUUCUCCCUUUCCCACUCAGAACGACAUUCCAGGCUUUCCUGGGACUUUCACUUGAGCUAAUGGCCUGAAAUCCACAGAGGCCCCAGACAAAACAAGCAUUGGAAGGCUUGGGCAAACAAGAAAAUUCCAUGGGUGGGUGUCAUGGGGCAGCAGGCUAAGACACCCCUUGGGACACCUGCAUCCCAUAUCCAAGUCCUAGCUACCCUGUUUCCAGUCCAGCUGAUGUGCAUCCUGGGGGCAGCAGAAGAUGGCCCAAGUGCAUGAGUCCCUGCCACCAACAUGGGAGACCUGCAUGGACUCCUGGCUCCUGUCUUCAGCCUGGCGCAGCUAAUGGAAAAAUCUCUGUCUCUCCUUCUCUGUUACUCUGCCUUCCAAAUUAAACAAAAAGAAGAAGAAAAAGAAAAACCAAAGAAAGCAAAAAAAAGAAAUAUUAAAACAUGAGAAAACUCUGCUAAUACUGUCUCAAGACUCCCCCUUUCCUCCUACGGAGAGCAAAAUGCAUCAGUUUAGCAUGUUCAAGGAGAGCUGAAAGACAUGCCAAGGACCCUAGGACCUUAUUCUAAGUGCUUGCAUGAUUUCUGAAUGCCUGAGCUGUGUGCAAGGGCCACUCCUAUUUAAAUGACUAAGCAUCAAAUUUUACUCAUUUUAAAAUAUUCUAUCAGUCCCAUCCAUUGCAAACCCUGGUGUUUAUGUUCUGAAUGGCCUGCAAGGCCUGUGAUGAGUUCUCUGUUUUUUAAGGUAAGCCUUGCCUGUGGAUUUCUGGAAACCAUGCCUACACACCCACAGUGUGCUCUAAAUCACAGAGCCCUGACUUCGUUCUGAAAUCACUUUCAUUCCUCUCACUUUCAUUUUUAAAGGAGCAGCAUGACCUGCACUCCAGAGAAAAGGACUCUGGGCACCACAUACCACAUGCAAGUAGGGAGGAACACAGCACGCACAGACUAGGCAGCAGGGGCACCUGGCAGACGCUCGGCAAAGCUUCUCCUGAAUCUGAGACCUUUGGAAAUGACGGCAAGUAACUCAGACUCAGUUCAGAUACAUUUGCAGGCGCAGAGAAAGCAAGGCCCCAACAGGGGUCAUUUUCCUAAAGAGACAGAAUGAUAGCGAUGCUGAGAAGUCAUUGUCGGGCUGCAUUGGUGGAGAGUGUCUUCAGUAGGGAAUACUAACUCCACGUGAAUUCCCACUUGCUUCACUCUUUCACUGCUGUCCAUUUACUAAAGCACCUUAACACGCUUUUCUAAGGACUACGUUGCCGGGUUCCGAGAUUUUGAGGGGGACAGCAUCCAACUCCAUAUUCCUUUCCUUGGGAAGGUCUGCACCUGCCGAAGGGCUGUUCUGUGAGGAGUGUGGAAGCUUAGAUCGGCCCAUAUAUAUUCCUGCAUUUCUGUAGACUCUGUGUUGCUGAAUACCUAGCAGAGAAAUUU